Molecule: messenger RNA, 1950 nt
Organism: Apiotrichum porosum
Lineage: Eukaryota; Fungi; Basidiomycota; Tremellomycetes; Trichosporonales; Trichosporonaceae
Exons: 4
Coding region: 1-1950 (649 amino acids)
Molecular function (GO): protein binding
Source: RefSeq, a predicted model, not a curated record
AUGAGCGGGCCGCCAGCACCAGACGCGUCUCCCUCGGACACAAGCGCGGAAGCCACUGUUCCCCCCGUGUCCCUGCUGUCUCUCCCGCCCGAAGUCCUCCUUGACAGCAUCCUCCCCAUCUUAUCUACCGACGAUAUCCUCAGCCUCUCGAGUACGAGCAAGGUCCUGCACUCGCUCUGCAAUGACCCGUCGGUAUGGCGCACCAAGACGCGGCAAGACUUCAGCUAUCGCGCCACGGCGCUCGCGACGGCCAACAACACGUCUGCGGACUGGUACAAACGCGUCUACCUGGGUCUCCGCCGGCCACGCACCUACCUCUGGGGAUCGACGGGCGAGUCCCGACUGGGGGGGGCCGAGAGUGUACGCGCCCACACGGGCAUGUCGGUCGCCAUCCGCCAGGCUGUCGACACACCCAUGGACGUGACGGACAUGUUUGACGCCAACUCGAACACGCGCGAGCGGACGUGGCGCGCAAACCUCCAGCAGGCGCCGGGCACGGCGAGGUAUCACGACGAUGCCGAGCCGCCGGCGCCCGUGGGCAUUGUGGAUCUCCAGGCUGGCGGAUGGAGCUUUGCCGCGCGCGACAUGCAAGGCGCGAUUUGGGUGUGGGGCAGGCUCAGCGGAGACGGCUACGGCUUCAACAUUCCCAACUGGGGUAACCCACACGCGACGGUUGACGAGCCCUCGCGCAUCCCUUUGCCGGCUCACGCUGAAUCGAUGGCUGUGGGCCGCAAGCACGUGCUUGUGCUCGACAGCGACAACCUCGUGUGGGAGAUGCAGGCCUGGGGCAAGGCAUACCACCACACGGCUCCCGAGCUCACUGCCCCUUCGUCCACGGGGGCUGCGGCGCCUGGUCGCGCGCAGCACAUUGUCCAGAUCGAGGCGGGCUGGAACGUCUCAGCGUGCCUCAUGUCGUCUGGCGAUGUGGUGGUCUGGGACCCGUUUUGCGCCGAGUACAAGGACUCUCUCACGAGCGACGACGACAUGCACGGCCCCCUUGGCGCUGACGGCGACGACCUCACUCGCAUUUUCUACUGGGGCACCGUCGGCGCUGACGUUGUGCACCGGCUCGAGAAGAUUCCCCUCCGGCCCGAGCCCGAGGAUGACGAGGACCAGACCGCCGAGCGCGCCUGGGAGAAGGCCGAGGGCGGCAUGACGGACAAGCAGCGCGAGGAUGCGCAGAAGGUUGUCAAGAUUGCGUGUGGCGAGAGGGAGGUGUUUGCCCUCAAGGGAAACGGCGAGGUGUGGGUCGCGUCUAUUAGCAUGCCGUGGCAAUUCCUUCGCCACUUUUCGUCCCCCUCAAUCACGCACAUUUCUGCCCAGUGGAUCAACGUGUUCACGUACUCUGCCGCCACGGACACGUCGUCUGUCCAGGUCCUCAUCGGCCGCAUCGACGCUUACGCUCCGGACACUGGCCGCACCGCCACACCCCGAGUGUUACCGGGCAUCAACGACCUCCCAAUCCUUCAGGUCGUGGCUGGAGACUGGCACUAUGCAGCUCUGACCACCACGGGCGAGAUGUACACCUGGGGCCAGAACACAUACGGCCAGUGCGGCACGGGCGGCGGACCGGAAGACGGCCGCAUCCUGCGCCAUGGCGGCCGCAACGUCGACAACCCCACACGCGUGACGUUCCCCAAAGACGGCGACAAGGACGCAUUCGUGUUUGGCAUCACGGCGGCGGGCAUGCACUCUGGCGCACUGGUGCUGGGCCACCCCCGGAGUGAGGAGGAGAAGGCGCGAGACAAGGCUGCGCGCAGUGCUGUCCCGCCUCCAGGCGCGCCGCCACCGUACACCGACCACGAUCGCGGACCGGUGCGCGGCGUCCCCGGGUUUAGGUUCCCUGGCAUCUUCCGUAUCGGUCUUGCCGGGGCAAGAGGGAUGCGUGGGAUGGGAAGCAGAGGCCGUGGAGGACCGCCUGGUCAGGAAGGGCCUGGAGAGCAGACGUGA